CAGCGUAAACUUCAAAACUUGCCAGAAGAACUUCCUCAGAGAAACCAAAAUAGAGUGGCAGAAAAAUGGCGGCAGAGUCAUCCUCGGCAGCGGCGAUGGUGGAGGAGCUGACUCUAACCGUGAAGUGGAGCGGCAAGGAGUACACUGUCCGUGUCUGCGGGGACGAUUCGGUGGCCGAGUUGAAGCGACGGAUUUGCGAAGUCACCAAUGUACUGCCCAAAAGACAGAAGCUCUUGUACCCUAAAAUCGGCAACAAGCUCGCCGAUGAUACCGUUAUCCUCUCCCAGCUCCCCCUCAAGUCUUCGCUCAAGAUGACGAUGAUUGGGACUGUGGAGGAUGACAUAAUUGUUGACCCAGUGGAUGACCCGGAGAUUGUUGACGAUUUUGAGCUUGGGCAAGAUGAAGCUGUCGAAAUUAAGGACAAGGAAGUUAACAAGAUGAAGUUGAAGAGGCGUAUAGAUCAAUACAAGGUAAAGCUCUCAACUUUUUUAUGUCGCUCGAUCUACAGUAGCGGAAUGAGCUAUUGAAGGACUACAUUUUUUUCUCUUCUAGAAUCUAGAUUGAGGUUUAUUAGCUCACUUGAGUUGAGGUGACAUUCUGUGUAAAUUACGCCAAGUUCCUGGUAUGGUGUCAUCGGGGUAUCGUUUUCCCUUGAAAUGUAGCUGCUGGUUUGAGCACAAUUCUUGCUAUUUCAAACUGCAGCCUCUCUUGGAAGAAACCACCGAUUUAGUUUGGGAACUUUAACAUGUGCUUCGCAUCCGUUCAGGAUGUUACAGAGUUAUGCAAAUUUACUGAUGCUUCUUGAUCUGUUGUCUGAUUUCAUGCCAUUUAGAGCUUAUUAACGAAAUUGGCUCUAUUUUUUGUUGCGCUCUAGAUCAAGCUCCGUAAUCCGUGUCGUGUGGGAAAGAAGUUGCUCGUGCUGGAUAUUGAUUACACCCUUUUUGAUCAUCGAUCAACAGCGGAGAACCCUAUGCAACUAAUGCGCCCUUAUCUUCAUGAAUUCCUUACAGCAGCUUAUACAGAAUAUGAUAUAAUGAUAUGGUCCGCAACUAGGUUUGAUAUCUUUCCCUACAUUCCAGUUCUAACCUAUUAUGGUGAUUCCUUGUCAUAUCAAUCAUUUUUCUUUGCCAAUGCUAUAUAGCAAACCCCGCGUAUUUUGCGAUCUUAGUUCCUUAAUUUAUACUUGCUUCUAGUGGUGUGAACAUGGUAAUUCUUAUUAAUUCCCUAUUCAGUCUUCAAGACAACAUAUAAGGAACUUCAACUACAGAAUUCAGUCUAGUGCUGAUCAAUAUGGACAAUUUCUUUCUUGCAUGAUCAGGGUGCAAAUUCCCUUCCUAUAAACUUAAUUAUGUGUUUUUGUGCAGCAUGAAGUGGGUUGAACUGAAGAUGGGAGAGCUUGGAGUACUAAGUAACCCCAAUUAUAAAAUUACUGCUCUCCUGGACCAUUUAGCAAUGAUUACAGUGCAAACUGAUGCUCGUGGGAUCUUUGACUGCAAGCCGCUUGGAUUAAUAUGGGCUCAUUUCCCCGAGUUUUACAGUAAGAAGAACACCAUCAUGUUCGAUGAUCUAAGACGUAAUUUUGUUAUGAACCCGCAAAAUGGGUUGACAAUUAAGCCCUUCAGGAAGGCUCAUGCCAACCGAGAUAGUGACCAAGAGCUCGUGAAGCUAACAGAGUACCUUCUUGCUAUAGCUGAACUAGAUGAUAUAAGCACCCUGGAUCAUUCCAAAUGGAAGUACUAUGCAGAGGAUGGCUCGAAAAGGCGUAGACAUGCAUAAGUUGCACUAAUGGACUCCAGAGAUGCUUUUGUGCCGCUUCAGGUCCAGCGCUCUCCUGAGGUUAUGUGCUUUUGCUCAAUGCGCCGCACUCACAAGGAUCACUCCAAAUGGAACUACUGUUUUUGCUCCACUCCAGCAACUAUGGCGAUAACUAUGUGUACCUUCAUCAUCUCAACCAUUCAGGGCUGGGACGGUUUUGAUCCGAUGGAUCCUCAGGCCAACAUAACAAUCAAAUGGGAUCUUCUGCUAUCAACGGGUAGCUCUGAUACGGUGAAAGUAACAAUACUAAACUUCCAAAAGUACAGACACAUAGAAGCACCAGGGUGGAAGCUAGGGUGGGACUGGAAGGGCAAGGAGGCCAUAAGUGCCAUAUUUGGAGCUGAAGCAACACAGCAAGGUGACUGCUCCAGAUUCAAGGGUCAAGAACUCCCACAUUGUUGCGAUAAGCACCCGGUCAUCAUCGAUCUCUUGCCCGGAGCUCCGUACAAUACACAGUUCCAGAACUGCUGCAAAGGAGGAGUCCUGUCGUCCAUGACACAGGACACUUCCAAGUAUGGAGCAUCUUUCCAGAUUUCCACUAUAGGGAGCACUGCUUCCAACUACUCCGAUUUCGUAAUGGUUGAGAAUUUCACCCUUGGAUUGCCUGGCUACACUUGUGGGCAGCCUUUCGAGGUCCGACCCACCAAGAUCCCUGUUGAUGGUGGCCGCAGAUGGACUCAAGUUCUCAGGACAUGGAAUGCGGUGUGUGGUUACUCCUCGUUCUUAUCAUCACCAUCUCCAAAAUGCUGUGUUUCGAUGUCAGCUUUCUAUGAUAGCAGAAUUGUUGAUUGCCCUCAAUGCAGCUGUGCAUGCCAAGGACAGCCAGGCUCCAAAUGCGUCCAGAUGAAGGAGACACCACCUCUGCUGCAGCAAAAGCACGAUCCAAACGAGGAGCCUCCUCCAUUGGUGAGAUGCACAGACCACAUGUGCCCCAUACAGAUUCAUUGGCAUGUAAAGGAGAGUUACAGACAGUAUUGGAGAGUGAAGAUGACCAUCAGAAACUGGAACAUUAUCAAGAACUACUCCCAGUGGAACAUGGUUGUCUUGCACCCUAACUUGAAGAACAUAACUACGGUUUUCAGCUUCAGCUAUGCGUCACUCAAUGACUUUCGCACCACCAACGAUAGCGGGAUGUUUUGGGGGAUCAAGUACUAUAACGACAUGCUUCUACAAUCUGGGAAUGGUGGGAAUGUUCAAAGCGAGAUGCUGCUGGCAAAAGAGCCAGGGUUUAGUUUCGGUGGAGGAUGGGCUUUCCCAAGAAGGAUUAUGUUCAACGGAGAUGAAUGUGUAAUGCCACAGCCAGAUGAUUAUCCCAGGCUCCCUAAUGCUUCUCCUCUUCCCUUUGUAUAUCCAUUCCCUCUGUCGCUCGUCUUCUCCACUUUUCUCUUCCUUUUGUUCUUCUGCUAGUUCUUUUGUAACGGAGGAUGGAAUGGAAACUAUCCUCAGCAACGGCCUAGUUGUCUCCUUGCCUAUGUGCAGGAACCUUCAUUUCAAGCUAAUCCUUAGGUGAGCUGUAUAUUAACAAACUAUAAACCAACCUAAGAACUGCUCCAUAAACUCUAGAACCUCUGCAGUAG
Messenger RNA from Linum tenue, 3392 nucleotides. NCBI's taxonomy places the organism in Eukaryota, Viridiplantae, Streptophyta, Magnoliopsida, Malpighiales, Linaceae. The record is from the annotation of a GenBank genome assembly.